CGUGUCAACUCGGUUGUGCUCCAAACAGCGUUCGUGUUUGCACGUGCUAUUGUCACAUAAAACAAUACGCACUAGUCCUGAAAGUGAAUCGACACGUUUGAUGAACUUUAUAUUAGAUUAUACAUGAAGGAUGCGCGACAGAACAGAUAAAGGAGAACGCGAACGGGCUAGGACACUCGUCAGGAUUCGGAGGAGCUAGCCUGAAACAGAAGGCUAAUCGGGACACAUCCGGGCAUGACGUCAUUUCCGGUCGGGAGCCAUGUCUGAGUGUGCGCCCUGUGUUGUUAGAGAAGCUCAGUCCCGGGCUCCGGGUGCAGUCCCGGCGCAGGAGGAGGACCCGGGCGGGUUCGCGGGUUUAUCCGAGCUGCCUGUGGAGGUCAGCGAGCGGAGACCCACCUGUCUGCGGUGCUGUCGUCCGGUGAAGGUGUGUCUGUGUCCAUUUCUCCCCGCCGAACCGCUGGACGUCUCCACCUGCCUGUACAUCGUUCAGCAUCCUGCAGAGGAGAGUCGAGUGCUCCGUACCGUCCCUCUGCUGGCCGCCUGCUUACCUAAAAACAAAUGUAAAGUCCUGAUUGGGAGACGGUUCAGUGAAGAGAGACAUACUGAGUUAGCCACCGUGUGCCGAGGCGCACACACCCUCGUCCUGUAUCCCGGACCCGACGCCGAAAACCUGGAGGACAUGGACACGGACUUCACCGCGACUCCCCACAACGUCAUCAUUAUAGACGGCACGUGGAGCCAAGCCAAGGACAUGUUCCUCAGGAACGCUCUGUUCCACUUACCCAAACAGGUUCAGUUAAACAGCGCCCCCUCGAGUCAAUACGUGAUCCGCACUCAGCCGACCAACAUGUGCCUGUCUACACUCGAGUGUGCUGCGGUCACUCUGUCCAUUAUGGAGAAAAACCCAGCCAUACUGGAGGUUCUCUUAAAGCCGCUGCGCGCUCUGUGUUCGUUCCAGCUGCAGCACGGCGCUCAGGUCCACCACAGCAAGGAGCAGCUGCUGAAGAGCGGCCUGUAUGACAAACCCUUGCCCAAGAACAAGCGCAAGAUCAAGAGGAUGCAGAAGCUCAUCACCAACCAGGACGUCUGAGCGCACUCGCGAUGUCCGACCCGUCUCCUGCGUCCGGAGCGUCCUGUGUACGGAGCCGAAACGCACCCUAGAAUUUAUAACGUUCAAGUUUCAUUGUUUUCUUUUUUGUUAAGCAAUGAGACGUUAAUGGAGGUUUUGUUUACUGCUGGAACACUAAACUACAGAAUUACUGCGUCCAAAGUUCAAUGCUGGACAAACCUUUGACUGAAGGCUUUUAGCUCUUUCUAACUUUAAAGAACUUUCAAGAACAUCAGUAAAUCAGGUCUAAAUUAUGGUUAAAUCUUUUGCUGUUUUAUUAUUUUAAGGAACACACUGUGUUCUUACACCAGCUGGUCUUAAUAUAAAUCCAACCUGCUGCAUUGUCUCGAGUGUGUGUCUCACUGUUGUGCUCGUAAAGGUUGUGUUUUAUAGUGUGUGAAUGAAAUUGAACAUCAUUAAGGUGAUUCUUUUUCUUUUUUUUGUCCGAAAUAAAUAAUUUU
Molecule: messenger RNA, 1569 nt
Organism: Clarias gariepinus (North African catfish)
Lineage: Eukaryota; Metazoa; Chordata; Actinopteri; Siluriformes; Clariidae
Gene: dtwd2
Product: DTW domain containing 2
Exons: 6
Coding region: 260-1090 (276 amino acids)
Source: RefSeq, a predicted model, not a curated record